Fimicolochytrium jonesii is the source of this 1419-nucleotide messenger RNA. RefSeq names its product digestive organ expansion factor. Gene Ontology annotation, cellular component: small-subunit processome; nucleolus. Gene Ontology annotation, molecular function: rRNA binding; U3 snoRNA binding. The transcript has 4 exons. Lineage: Eukaryota; Fungi; Chytridiomycota; Chytridiomycetes; Spizellomycetales; Powellomycetaceae. Gene Ontology annotation, biological process: maturation of SSU-rRNA from tricistronic rRNA transcript (SSU-rRNA, 5.8S rRNA, LSU-rRNA). The record is from RefSeq and is a predicted model, not a curated record. The coding region runs from base 1 to 1419 and encodes 472 amino acids.
AUGACACCUCUGCAGGCAUCUCUGUUCCCGCACGUCAAUGAAUACCAGGACGUCAUGUUCGCAAAGCAGACCCACGCAAACUCGGCACAGUUACGGCAGAUGUACGCCUUGCACGCGAUGAAUCACGUCUUCAAAACGAGAGAUCGGGUGUUGAAGAACACCACAAAACUGAAAUCGGAAGCGGCAGACGAUUUGGACCUCAGGGAUCAGGGCUUCACGCGGCCGAAAGUCCUGAUCAUCGUGCCGUUCAAGCACACGGCCCUGGAGAUUGUGAAGAUGCUAAUCGCCUUAUCGGGAACAAAACAGCAGGACAACAAGAAGCGUUUCUUUGAGGAGUUCGGGCUCCCACCAGAAGACGAUACAGUCGACCCCAAAAAGUCCGAAGACUUCAAGAAGACUUUCGCGGGCAACAUCGACGACUGUUUCCGAAUGGGCAUUAAAUUCUCGCGCAAGCAGCUUAAGCUGUUUGCCGAUUUCUACUCGUCGGAUAUCAUCAUUGCGUCGCCGCUGGGGUUAAGAAUGGUCAUUGGAGCAGAGGGAGAGAAGAAGAGGGACUUUGAUUACCUGUCUGCCAUUGAGGUGGUGAUCAUGGAUAGUGCGGAUGUCUUCCUGAUGCAGAACUGGGACCAUGUCCAGCACAUCUUUGAGCAUCUGAACCUGAUACCAAAGGAUCCGCAUGGGUGUGAUUUCUCCCGCGUUAGGGCGUACUAUUUGGAUGGGCGAGCAAAAUACGUCCGCCAAACCCUCAUCUUCUCCCGCCUACUCACCCCCGAAAUGAACGCCCUCCUCACCACCCACUGCAAAAACGUCGCCGGCAAGCUCAAAAUCAAGCCUCGCUACACGCAAGGCUCCAUCGCCGACGUCGUCAUCACCGUUCCGCAGAUCUUCCACCGAGUCCCAUGCGCGUCCCCCAUCGACGCCGACGACGCGCGAUUCACGUACUUUGUGGAAAAGAUCCUCCCGACGUUGAGACAGAGCGUCGUGCAGCAGAAACAUUCGAUGAUUUUCGUGCCGUCGUAUUUUGAUUUUGUGAGAGUGAAGAAAUAUUUGGAGGAGCAUAAUUAUAACUCGGUGCAGCUUUGCGAGUACACACCCCGCCGUGAAAUCUCUGGUGCCCGUGGCGAGUUCUUCCGUGGUGAAGCCAGCUACAUGCUUUACACCGAACGGUUCCACUUUUUCCGGAGAUACCGCAUAAAAGGCAUCCGCCACCUCGUCUUCUACGCCCUUCCCGACUACAGCGACACCUUCUACCCCGAGAUGGUCAACAUGCUCGAGUCGGACGCCUCCAAGGACGUCACCUGCACCGUGCUGUAUACGAAGUACGAUCGGUUGAAGCUGGAACGCGUUGUGGGGAGUAGGAGGGUUGGGCAUAUGAUUGAGGGAGCGAAGGAUGCUUUUAUGUUUGUUGAGGAGAAGUAG